Silurus meridionalis is the source of this 3983-nucleotide messenger RNA. It is a transcript of the gene ctdsplb, whose product is annotated as CTD (carboxy-terminal domain, RNA polymerase II, polypeptide A) small phosphatase-like b. The transcript is spliced from 8 exons. Lineage: Eukaryota; Metazoa; Chordata; Actinopteri; Siluriformes; Siluridae. The record is from RefSeq and is a predicted model, not a curated record. Gene Ontology annotation, molecular function: RNA polymerase II CTD heptapeptide repeat phosphatase activity. The coding region runs from base 982 to 1818 and encodes 278 amino acids.
UGAUGUGCGACUGACAGCAAUCACAAGGUGUUACAGCUCAUUCUGUGUUCAUACGUGGCUCGAGUAUAAGGUGGACGCUAAACCAGUGUCGGACAUGUUUUUUUUAUUAAAUCGCUUGUUUUUUUUUUAUUUACAUUGAAAAUGAACUAACGUUAAUGCCAGAGGUGUCGUAAAACUCGCCGGAGGAGGCGGCUGUAGUGUGUUGUGUUGGGCAUGCUUUUAUUUUUAAUCAGAGGGGAGGGGGGUUCCUAGAAACUCCGCACCUCCUCCUGCCGUCUCUGCGAUGUAUCUGCUGCAUGUUAAACCCUCACCGCCACCAUAUUGGAAGGAGAAUACCGAAAACACGGGCAUUGCAAUAACAGCUUUAAUGGUAUCCCGACUUAUUGGUCCCGAGCUCGCCGGAAUCACCCCCGUUUUUCAUGCGAAUGGAGUUUUCCUGCUACACGGUAAACUCGCGCACUAGUUUGUUAACCGUGGCAGUGAACUAGUUGUUAAGCAAAGUAGCGCUUAGAAUUAAACAUUAAUACGUAUGUGUAUGUAUAUAUAUGUAUACACAUAUGUGUACAAAGCGUAGACGAAAUUUUUGCUCGGUUUACAAAUUACUCGGUUUCAGGUCCAAAAGUACAGGUUUUUUGAGCGGUUAGCUGAAGGAGCGCGAGCGCGCGCGCGAGAGAGAGACUUCAAAGCGACGCCGCCGCUUUGCUAGCUCGCGACUCAAAGUUAGCAAAAAAAAAAAAAAAAAAACAACAAACAGCUAGCUAACAGGCUAACCAGGGCCACCGGAGCGGGUUUUAGUCAAGCGGAGAAAUGGUUUAUUAGGGGAAAAAUAGAAAGCUAAAUUUCCUCAGGGCUCGUUUUUUUUAUUCCACGAUUAGCUUGUCCCCCUUCCUUCCCUCACAGCUACGUCUACGCACAGAAUAUAUAUACAGCGCUAUAACUAGCUUAGCAUAGCCUCGGAAACAGGAAGAACCUGUCGUUUCCAUGGACAACACGUCCAUCAUAACGCAAGUUACGAAUCCAAAGGAGGAGGAGAUCUUAUCGUCAAAUCCUGAAAAAGUCUCGCUGUCCAGCAGCAGCUUAAAGAAGAAAAGUCACCGUAGUUUAUUCAGCUCCUUCUUCUGCUGCCUGCGGAGUUAUGAAGCCGAUCCUCCUGCCAGCACUAACAACAACACCAGCAGCCCUCUGCCUCCGCCCGUGGAGGAGAACGGAGUGCCGCCGAAGUGUGAGCAGGAUGAGGUCAUCCCUGUAUCCGGUCCUCCGGAGAAAUAUCUCCUCCCCGAGGUGAACAUCAACGACUAUGGGAAGAAGUGCGUGGUGAUCGACUUGGAUGAGACUUUGGUGCACAGUUCGUUUAAGCCUAUAAGUAAUGCGGAUUUCAUCGUUCCGGUGGAGAUCGACGGCACGGUGCAUCAGGUGUACGUCCUGAAGAGGCCGCACGUGGACGAGUUCCUGCAGAAGAUGGGAGAAUUGUUCGAGUGCGUGCUCUUCACAGCCAGCCUAGCCAAGUAUGCUGACCCCGUGGCUGACCUGCUGGACCAGUGGGGCGUCUUUCGGGCGCGGCUCUUCCGGGAAUCCUGCGUGUUCCACAGAGGAAACUACGUCAAAGACCUGAGUCGGCUCGGCAGAGAGCUGCGAAACGUUAUAAUAGUGGACAACUCACCAGCCUCCUACAUCUUCCACCCUGAGAACGCUGUUCCUGUGCAGUCCUGGUUCGAUGACAUGACCGACACCGAGCUGCUGGUCCUGCUUCCGUUCUUUGAAGGACUGAGCAUGGAAGAGGAUGUGUACGGAGUUCUGCAGAACCUCAGAGGCAGGUAGCAAGCUGCACCAUCCUGCUUCACCCGGGCACAGCCGAGAGGUCAGAGGGCGUCCCUGCUCUCGCAGACUUCACCUCCCAGCAGCCCACUGCUCACUACACAGGAAGUGCAGAUGCCCCUGCCCCACCUACCCCGUCUGCACCCCCACACAGUGACGAACGUCCACUACAGAACCUUUACAGCUCAAGAAAGACCCACUUGCUUAAGUGCUUAAUAAUAAACCAAAAAAAAAGGAAAAAAAACGCCAAACCACUUAUUUUUCCCUUCCGAAUCGAGAGAAUCCAGAUGUUCGGGUUGAUGCUAUGCAGGCGUUUAAGGACUGGGUUUUCUUUCCUCUUCGCUUACCCAACAAAGUGCCUUUUUUGAAUGUCAUUUUUACUGGGAAAAAAUUUUUGUACGUGAAAAUAUUUCCAGAAAUUUUCUGAAUUCUACUCUUUUAAAUAACCAGAGGCAGGUCGUCAUCAUCAUCAUCAUCAUCAUCAUCAUCAUUAUUGUUAUUAUUAUGUUUUGUUAAAGGCAGUGUUAUCGAGGCCGGAGGGGUUUUUUCUUUCUUUUAAUCGUUUUUAUCAUCAGUGUUCUUGUUUUCUUUUGCGCUCUCUCUCACGUCGUCAUAUAGACAUCGCUUCUUUUACAGACGUGUGUAUUUGUUUGUCGCAAAAAAAAAAGAAGGCGGCUAAGGAUUACGUUUUAACUCAUUCACUUUGCACCCUGCCACAGCUUCUGGGUGUGCUGCGUGAGACGAGGAACAACAGGACGCCUCACCUUGUGUUUUUAGGUCCUGAGAUGGUACAGAACACGCCGACUGGCACGUCUGGCCGUUUCAGUGCUCGUUCUGGAUAAGCUGAGUUUUAGUUUGUGUGUGUGUGUGUUUAUUUUAUAUAUAUAUAUAAAAUAUACAGAGAGGAAGAGAGAAAGUCGUCAUCGUGAUCAUCACAAGACGCACAAAAAUCGCCAACGUGCCGCUCAGGUGUUUCCUGAUCAUUUACUUGUUGCAUCACUUUAUGAAUUUUAUUUUUAUUUUUUUUUUGGUCAAGUCACAGAUGCAAUUCAGGGUCUCAAACUCAUGUGAAGCUUUUCACCGAAAUAAGUAAAAUGGUUUGAGACACACUUGUGCGUGGCAGAAUAAUCGUUUGCGCUCUCUGUUAUAUAUUAGCAGGUUAUCGUCACGUGUAUCAGUCCCCCCCUUCUGAGCUGCACCAUGAUGGUGCUAUGGGGCACCCGACUCCAGUGCUUCAUACACGAGCGGUGAGAGAUGUGUGUGUGUGUGUGUGUGUGUGUGUGUGUGUGUGUGUGUGUGUGUGUGAGAGAGAGAGAUGUGAAAGCGGGCGUGCUCUUGAUUUGUUCAAGGUCUUCACGAGCGUGUGUGUGUGUUUGAGUAUCUCUCACCACGGUGCCUAGGAGAGGAGCAGCAGUGUCUCAGAGUUGCCAAACACGCAAUAACCCCCCCCUCUCUUUGUCGUUUUGCUCUUAUACACUACACUAUGUUUGCAUUAAUAUCCCGUUUUUACAUCAUUUACCCCCUGUGCCCUCCCCUUUUUAUUAUUUGCAACGUGUAAGACAAUUUGCUCAUCUGUCAGUAUUUCAUUUUUAAUGGACACUUUUAUGAUUCUGCUGCUGCAUUGUUUUUUUUGUUUUUUUUUUCUUCCCUGAAUUGAACCCUGCGUUUUUGUUUUUGUUUUUGUUUUUAUAUAAAUGCUCUCAAUUUGAAUCCACACGUGUACUUUGUAAAACACAACGCUGCCCUUUCACAGAUUUUCUUUACCUCAUUGGUAUCGUCGACAAUUUUCUAUCCCUUCUCACGUUAAACAGAGGAGGCGCACUUUUGGUGUUGGUCGUGGAUGUUUUCAUGUUUUUGUUCUUCCAGCUGGUUUUUUUUUCCUCUUGUUUUUUCUUCAGUAAUAAUUAAAGGCACAACUAGUUAUCGUGUCAAGUUUAGACUCGUUAAGCAUUACGUCCACUUGGGGUUCUGUCUUUAUUAUUAUUAUUUUUCUUUAUUGUUAUUUGGAAAGCCAUGUGUUCACUGCAGCUGAGUGAAAUCGGUGACAGUGGGCUGCACGGUGCCACGUUCGCAGUACGUUUCGAGGUGAUGUGUUCCAUGGUUUGUUUGCAAAUUUUCUUCCAGUCUAUGACGUUAUAUAUUAAAGCACCUUUUUAGGAAAAAAAAAA